Lachnellula hyalina is the source of this 1068-nucleotide messenger RNA. RefSeq names its product putative zinc-type alcohol dehydrogenase-like protein (gene adhB). The transcript has 6 exons. Bases 1 to 1068 code for a protein of 355 amino acids. The record is from RefSeq and is a predicted model, not a curated record. NCBI's taxonomy places the organism in Eukaryota, Fungi, Ascomycota, Leotiomycetes, Helotiales, Lachnaceae. Gene Ontology annotation, molecular function: oxidoreductase activity; zinc ion binding.
AUGUCGAAAUCUAAAAUGAAAGCCGUUGUGUUUAAGGGUACUCUCGACGUCCAAAUAGAGGACCGGCCUGUCCCCAAGAUUAUUGACCCUACCGAUAUCAUCAUUAAAGUCCACUACUCGGCAUUGUGUGGAAGCGAGCUACACGUUUUCCGUGGUCAUCAACCGAGCAAAACAGACUUUAUCAUGGGACACGAAACCACCGGCGAAGUUGUUGAAAUCGGACCCGCUAUCAAGAACCACAAAAAGGGAGAUACUGUUGUGAUGCCUUUCACGAUCUCCUGUGGGGAUUGUUUUUACUGUCAGCGUGGCUUUUCGUCUAGAUGCGAGAAAGGGCUUCUUUUUGGAUCCCCAUCCUUGGACGGUGGUCAAGCGGAGUUUAUGCGCGUGCCCCACGCAGAUGCAACCGCCGUGAAAGCGCCCGAAGGCAUUGAUGAGAAGAAGUUGGUGCUGAUGGCAGAUAUUUUUCCAACAGGGUUUUUUGCGGCAGCCAACGCGUUCCGAGGAUUCGACCAAGAGACGAUCAGCCAAAGUGUUGUUGUUUUAAUCGGAUGCGGACCUGUAGGACUUUGUGCGCUGAUCAAUGCGCUGGAGUAUAAACCUAGGGUCGUGAUUGCUAUUGACAGAGUUGAGAGUAGAUUAGCACUUGCUAAGAAGCUAGGCGCUGAGCCUUGGAAUGAUCAGACAGACAAAGCUGGUUUGGAAGCAAGAGUAAAAGAGCUUACCGACGGGAGGGGAGCUGAUACUAUUAUCGAAGGAGUUGGCCACGCUGAUGCUUUGAAGACUGGUUUCGAUCUCCUUCGACCAUGGGGUAACAUUUCCAGCUUUGGGGUACACAAUGAAAACCUACCGUUCAACGGAAACGAGGCCUAUGGAAAGAACUUAAGGAUUCAGAUGGGACGAUGUCCGGUCCGGAGCAUAUUUCCAGAAGCACUUGAGCUGUUGAAAAAGAAGCAACAUUUGCUUGACUUUAUGACAGAUAAAAUUAUGCCCCUCAGCCAGGCCAUGGAAGGCUAUGAGGUUUUCAAUAAUAUGCGAGUGCAGAAGGUUAUUUUUAAACCAGAACAUUGA